UCUCCCGGGAAGCUAUUAAUAGCAUUACGUCAGCCUGGGACUCGCAACCCGAAGUACACCGCCGCGCCGCCGGCCGAGGGCUAUAAAAGGGGUGAUGCAACGCGCUCCGAGCCACAGUCGCACACAGCCAGGCGCGCGCUGCUCAGCGCUCUCCCCGCGCCGCCGCCCGAGCGCACCCGCCCGCCCGCGCUCCGGCCGCGAGCUCUCCGCGCUCGCCCGCGGGCCGGACGGACAGACAGCCCGACCCGCUCCCGACCCUGCCCGUCCUCCGGACCCUGGCCGCCCCGGGAGACUGGAGCAAAAUGAUGCUUCAACACCCAGGCCAGGUCUCUGCCUCGGAAGUCAGUGCUUCUGCCAUCGUCCCCUGCCUGUCCCCUCCUGGGUCACUGGUGUUUGAGGAUUUUGCUAACCUGACACCCUUUGUCAAGGAAGAGCUGAGGUUUGCCAUCCAGAACAAGCACCUCUGCCACCGGAUGUCCUCUGCGCUGGAGUCAGUCACUGUCAGCGACAGACCCCUUGGGAUGUCCGUCAUGAAAGCCGAGGUAGCCCCAGAAGAAGAUGAAAGGAAAAAGAGGCGACGGGAAAGAAAUAAGAUUGCAGCUGCCAAGUGUCGAAACAAGAAGAAGGAAAAGACUGAGUGCUUGCAGAAAGAGUCAGAGAAGCUGGAGAGUGUGAAUGCUGAGCUGAAGGCCCAAAUCGAGGAGCUUAAGAACGAGAAGCAGCAUUUGAUAUACAUGCUCAACCUUCAUCGGCCCACGUGUAUUGUCCGGGCUCAGAACGGGCGGACUCCAGAAGAUGAGAGAAACCUGUUUAUCCAACAGAUAAAAGAAGGAACAUUGCAGAGCUAAGCAGCCGGCGGCAUGGGGGCAACUGGGGAAUCCUCAUUGAAUCCUCCUUUUACACCCCAAACCCUGAAGCCAUUGGAGAGCUGACUCCCUGUGCAACCUCUAGAAUCCCAGCAGCAGAGCACCACCGAGGCAGGAGGCCCCACGGUGACUCAGCUGGGCCUUCCCAUUCUGCCCAGAGUGGAUCUUGAACCAGGGGAAGUGCAUCCUUUGCCUCAACUCCAGGAUUUAGGCCUUAACACACUGGCCGUUCUUAUGUGCCAGAUGGACCCAGACUGGGAUCCUGCCCGCCUUUUGUCUGGAUUCUACAAAAACCAGGGUGCCCACCAUCAGGAUCCAUGCAGAAGCGUCUGUACCUUGGGUGGGUAGGGUGGAGCUGUCUCCUCCGCCAUGGCUGCCAUUGUCACUUGUCGAGGACAUGGAGUGAGAACGGCAUUUGGUGAAGUUGUGCAAUGGCCAGGGUUGUGCUUCCUAGAAAAAUAUGCUGUUAUGUCCAGAAAUUACUGUGUGCAAGGCAUUCGUUUCAAAACUAGGCAUUGUGCUCUUUUGAUAUUUGUUUUGCACACCACUGGUGUGACUUUUAUGUGAUUUUCCUCAGGUCUGGUUUCUGAGAGUUUGGGGAGGUUGUCACCACAUGCAGUGUCUCACAAAAUGUUCAGGUGGCCAGAACUUGUCAGCCUCCGGAGAACAGAGUUCUCCUGGCGUUAACACAAAACCUAUGGGUAUGAUGGCAGGUCCUCUGUUGCAGACUCCGUUCCAACAUCACAAGAAGAAAGCAGAAAGAAAGCCCAGCUUCCAAAGGGUUAAGACUCUCCACUCAGUGACUUAGGUCAGGAGUUAUUUCUAGGUUGGAAGAGCCAAAGAAUAUUUCAUUUUCCUUUCCUUGUGGUUGGAAAUCACAGUCAGUGGAGACAUGUUUGAAGCCAGGUAUUGCCUAAGCUUUAGCAUUAUUGGAUGUCAAUGGCAUUGUUUUUGUCAUGUAGCUGUUUUAAGAAAUCUGGCCCAGGGCGUUUGCAGCUGUGAGAAGUCACUCACACUGGCCACAAGGACUCUGGCUACUGUCUGUUAAAAUUCUGAUGUUUCUGUGAAAUCCUCAGAGUGUUUAAUCCUACUCAAUAGUAUCAUUACAAUUUUCUGUAAGAGAAAAUAUGACUUAUUUAUCCUAGUAUUCUUAACCUGUCAACAUAAUAAAUAUUGGAACCAAGACAUGGUAAA
This is a messenger RNA of Carlito syrichta (Philippine tarsier), 2060 nucleotides long. It is a transcript of the gene ATF3, whose product is annotated as activating transcription factor 3. Bases 303 to 848 code for a protein of 181 amino acids. The transcript is spliced from 4 exons. Gene Ontology annotation, molecular function: DNA-binding transcription factor activity, RNA polymerase II-specific; RNA polymerase II cis-regulatory region sequence-specific DNA binding. NCBI's taxonomy places the organism in Eukaryota, Metazoa, Chordata, Mammalia, Primates, Tarsiidae. Gene Ontology annotation, cellular component: nucleus. Gene Ontology annotation, biological process: regulation of transcription by RNA polymerase II. The record is from RefSeq and is a predicted model, not a curated record.